AUCACGGAUGCUUAUAGAAGCGUUGCGUAACGGGCGUUAGACGCGGUGGCAGCGCGGCGACGGCAGCAUCGACUCCAUCACAUCGCGGGUGUUCUCUUCGCGUCUUCGGGACGUGCGGCCCGCGUAUACGCAUGCACGGGUGCGUUUAGAAAGUCGGAGCUCGUAAGGCCCGAUAAACGAGGCAACGACGAUGGAACACGUGGUGAAGGCGCGCUGCUGACGAGCAACGAACCAACGGACGAACGGACGAAGCGCGAUCGAGGCCUAGCCACCAGGAUCGAUCGAGCAACGACAUGCAACAGCCUCAGGGCCAGCAAAGCCAGCAAGCCCCUGGUGCCCCCAACGGGAUAGCUGGUGGUGUACAGGUGUCCCAGCCCGGUGGGAUCAGUCCUGCUCAGCCAGGGGCGACCGGUACCACCACGUCAAAUCGUGCCCAGGUCAAUGGAGGCAGAUUUGACUUUGACGACGGUGGGACUUAUUGCGGAGGAUGGGAGGAUGGCAAGGCUCACGGUCACGGAGUCUGCACUGGACCCAAAGGGCAGGGCGCCUAUUCCGGUAGCUGGCACUAUGGCUUCGAAGUGUCUGGCGUCUAUACCUGGCCCAGUGGAUCAGCGUACGAAGGACAAUGGCAAAAUGGCAAACGUCACGGUCUCGGUAUGGAGACUCGUGGUCGUUGGCUCUACAGGGGCGAAUGGACUCAGGGAUAUAAGGGUCGUUACGGGGUGCGACAAUCAACGACGUCUACGGCGAGGUACGAGGGUACGUGGGCCAGUGGACUUCAGGAUGGAUACGGUUCGGAGACCUACGCCGAUAGCGGUACCUAUCAGGGACAAUGGUUGAGAGGGAUGCGACACGGUUAUGGUGUAAGGGCGAGUGCACCCUUUGGCCUUGCUUCUCAUUAUAAACCACCGAAGCAGGUCAGGGCGUCGUUGACGUCCCUCCGGAGUGCUGAUGGUGGUCCUGUUACUGCACCAACACCUGAACCAACGGACCGUAGAGAUCGGAGGGUUGACGAUAGUCGGGGUGGUUUUGUUCUCAAGGCACGGAGCGAUGAUCAGCCAGCACGAAGAAAGAGCCUUACGGAGAAGUCCUUGAAGAAGGGUAUACUCUCGGGUUUGAAGAUACGCAAGCAGAAGAGUACCAGUGAUCUUGAGAAACGUGGAACAGGUGGUAGUAUUAGAAGCAAUGCCAGCUCGGCGUCCUGGAUGUCCACCGAGAGUUCACAGAGUCAAGCAUCCGCGUCGGUUCAUACGGACAGCAAUGCGUCUUUCGUUAUCGAGGACGAGCAAAUGGACGCUUCGGUUACGGAAACCUACCUGGGGGAAUGGAAGAACGAUAAGAGAACCGGUUUUGGUAUAUCAGAGAGGAGCGAUGGUCUGCGAUACGAGGGCGAGUGGUUUAACAACAGGAAAUACGGUUACGGCGUGACCACCUUCAGGGAUGGUAGCAAGGAAGAGGGCAAGUACAAGAACAACGUGCUGAUAACGAGCCAGAAGAAGAAACACUUGUUCCUGAUACGCUCGGCGAAGUUCAGGGAAAGGAUAGAGGCCGCUGUGAGCGCUGCUCAAAGAGCCAGCAAGAUUGCCCUGCAGAAGGCGGACAUAGCCAUUUCUAGAACCGCCACGGCAAGAGGAAAGGCUGAACUGGCUGACAUAGCAGCUCAAAAUGCUAGGGAUGAUUCCGAGGUUGCUCAGCAGACUGCCAAGCAAUUCGCGCCCGAUUUUCGGCAGCCGGGCCUGGAGCGGUUGCGAAAUCGUGAAAUUCCAAAGUACGUUCCACCGCCCCAGGACGCAAUGCCUGGGAAGGGUAUAUUGCACAAGACGGCCAGUGUCGAUCAGGCAUCACCACCUGCUAAACCACCUACCACCGAGCCACCAGGAAGUGUACCGAACAGCAGUCCCAGCAACGUGGCGUCAUCUAUAGCACAAUCUAUUCGUAGGGCCAGUAUGAAACCGGCGCAGAAUCAAUUGCUGGGACAGAAUACGACGUCGAAUCAGAUUCAAAAUCAGAUGCCUAAUCAGACGCAGCUUCUCAAUCAGACAUCCAGUCAGAGUCAGAUGCCAAUGCAGAAUUCUAUACCAAAUCAGAAUCAAUAUCAGCCGAGUCAGAAUCAGUACACUCAGCAGACACAUCAGCUGCCCCAGACGCAGAAUCCUUAUUCAAAUAGUAUACCUGGUCAGUAUCAGCCUCCUGGACAACAUUAUGGACAAGAUCAGUUCGGUCAGUCGCCACAGAAUCAGUAUCCGUCUGGACCAAAUCAGUAUGUCAAUCAGAACAGUCAAUAUGGCACGAAUCCUUAUCAGAAUCCUAGUCAACAGUCUGAGCAGUAUACUGGCUACCAGCAGACACCUCAGGGAUAUCAAAAUCAGUUUCAGCAAGGAUAUCCGAAUCAACAGAUAUUGUAUCCACUACCUCCAGUAAUGUAUGGUCCAAUGACCUUGGCCCAAAUGAAUCAAUUUGGAGCACAGCUUUAUGGUACGACGGUACCAAAUCAAUAUGGACCUGGUCAGAUGAAUCAGUACAACCCACAGCAAAUUUAUGGGCAACAGCAACCUAAUCAGCAGUACCAACCUGAUGGUCCAAUCGAUCCGCAGAGACCACCGAGUUCUACCAGUAUACGAAGAAACAGCAGAAUUCUCAGUCCUCAGGAUAGACCUGCUACCGGCGGGAUAAGUCAAACUCUGAAUGACAGGUUGGACCAUUACAAAAGACCUCCAAGUAGAGAUAAUUCCGUGGAUCGUUACGCCAGGGCGCAUUCACGAUUAACGGGAUCUAGACAGCCGUCCGUUGACAAGACUAUACUACCACCUCAAGAAAGCAUUGACAGGUCGGUCCGGGCGCCGAGCAUGAUGCGAGCAGCGACCCCUCUGAAUGGCUCGGCGAUAGGUAGCGGCGCCGCGACGCCUGUGUACACAGUCCCGACGUCUGGACAAUUCGAAGGAGCUCUACUGAAGAAUCGUAACCUCGGCCAGGAUAUUCUGCCGAGUCCUGGUCAGCCAAAGCGCACCGAGAGUCUCUGCAUAGCUUCGCCUAGAGGUUCUGUCGCAACUGGUGGCGGAGGAGGCGGAGGAGGCGGCGGACCAAAGGAAGCGAGCCGGACGGUCCCCGCCUUCGCCGCAACAGCAAAAGGCCGCGCAACUCUAUGAGUAUAAGUAUCAUAAUAUGCACGAUCGUUUCCAAUAGAGCGAAGCGAGUUGCAUGGGAAUGAGAGAGAGAGAGAGAGAGAGAGAGAGAGAGAGAGAAAAGUAUAAUGUAAAAAAAAAGGAGAAGGUACUUUAGAAAAAAAAAAAAAAAAAAUUUCUAGAGAAAAUAAAAAAAAUCCAGAUCCAUGGGACUGAAACGAGUUUCGAUAAGUCAAGGAUUCUCAUAGAGUUUCCUUGGCGACCAACGCGCCUUGGCGGUUCGUCCUUGUCGCGACGACCGUAGAGAAAAUUGAGAGGAAAAAAGUGCGGGAAAUUUGAAACUAACAUUUUUAUUCUCAAAACGAAGGAUAACUUCCUUAAACGUAUACCUCGUGUCUCGCUGACUCUUCAUGAUCGUCCUUAAUGUUACGAGAUUUCUUAUUGAAAGUUGCGAAAUUGAAAAGCUGACAGGUGGUAGUGGCGGUAAUAAUUUUGAGAAUAAGAGUGAUGCAUAAUGUACCUAGCGUCGCGACGCCUAUAGGAUUCAAUGAUUAAUCACCCGAUCGCCAGUGGGAGAGCGAAGUCGAAUUUGAAAAAUUUUACUGAUACGAAUAAAGGAGAAAGAUUUAUUUUUGUAACGAGAGCAGAAAAAAGGAUAAAAUAAAAAAGAACGGCAAAGAGACGCGCGUUUAAUGGUCUUCUUUAAUAAUUAGACGCCGGGCGUCGCGACGCUUCCUAAAUAUAGUGCUUCGUGCAGAUACUGAUAUAAUUGCUACCGCGACGACAGGCCUCCGAGUUGUCCUGUCAAUGUCCAAAACGUGUCCCGUACUAUGGACAAGUAGCGAAAAUGCAUUGUAAAGGUCGCAUCGAGUAUGACGAAAACAUAAGGUAUAAUAAUAAUAUGAAAGGCAAAAAGGGUGUAAAGUAGGUGCAAUAUAUAUAUAUAUAUAAUUAUGGAAAAUUAUUCAACACUUAAAACUUUCUCUUACUGCUAGACAAAGUGAAUAUUCAGAUACUCCCUUUCAUUCAAACUCCGUUUGAAGACCACUCAAAGAGAACAAUAAAGAUAAAUCGCAGAGUUCCUUCACUGGCAAAGCAACAUAUGCCCUCCGAAUUAAUGUUUCUCUUAGCGAAGAGAGAAAGAAAAAAAAGGGAAGAUAGGAAAAAAAUUUAUUAGUUGACUAAUACCGCGUGGCGUGCGAAAGCAUCUUGUGGGAGUUAAUUAAUGAGCGCAUGAGAUUACUAUGACUUAAUGGACUUAAUGUAAUUAUUAAUAAGGACAAAAAUACCUGAUAACAGAUACGCACGCACAAAAGAUAAGGGAGACGUGUAUAUAUAAUAUAUAUUUAUAUUAUAUAUAUGUAUAUAUAUAUAUUAUGUGUACAUAAGAAGAAAUUGUAAGGAACGUCUUAUUGUUCAUUGUUUAAAUUGAAACUAGGGACUUCUUUUUUUCCUAAGACUCAAUUAUUGUUCGGCGAUUCGCUAUACGGAUGCCGAAAGGUAAGGUUGUGCGGGCUGUGUGGAGGCGGGGACCAUUUUUAAUAUUUAAAAGAAAUCUUUUUUCAAUCUCGUUUACUAUAGUUUAAUCUGUCGUUAUCCCAUCCACUCUAAUGCAUCUCUGUCCUAAAUCUUUUUAUGGCAAUUUUAAUCUUCUUUUAGAAUUUCAUAUUACUUACUUCUUUUUAUUCUUACUUGCACUAACAUACUCGGUAUGUUACAUUAAGCGCGUUUCGUUACACGUUAUUAUUCAGUAUAUUUAGAUUUUUGUAGAUAUAUACACAUUGGAUGCUGAGCAUUAUCCGUGAAGUUAGCUACCAAGAGAAUUUUAAUAAUGCAAAAGGCUUUUGGCGCGCUUUUCAAAUGUCUCUUAUCCGCACCUCCACAUCGCCUUGUUCUUUUCGUCCCUUGUAUUUCGUCAAAGACAUUAUUUUUCUAACGCAUGCUUACGCCUACCAUAUUUAAUACUGUGUGUGAUAGAACUGAUUCCAGUAUGGUUGAGGGCUAUUAAACAAAAAAGUAAUAUCUUCUAGAGAUAAUUAAAGAUUAAAAAUCGAAUUGACGAAUCGAAUCGAUCGGUUUGAAUUACUAAUAAGCGUACGAAUGUAUCCUGGAAAUUUGGAAAGUGCUCUUCGAGGAAUGGAUUAACUGCGACAUACUUUUUGAGGGGUUUGAUCUCAGAAUUUUUCAUCACGCUGUACAUACUCGUUACGUACGAUUUUAAUUACCUGAGAGGCCUCGAUAUAUCUCAAGUGCCAAUUUAAAAAAGGGAGGAUAAAACCAUAGAGAAAAAAAAGUUUAAGCAAAAGAAGUGUCUUUUUCAUGCAAUUCUGAAACAUAUUAUUCUCCGCGUGACGUUACCUUACGUGUAGCGAACUUGCGCGCGCACUCUGUCGGCUACCUAACGAACUAACAGUACAUAAAAUUUCAGUGAAGCAACAACGGGCUGCCUUCGUAUUACGAUUUUAUUGCUUAUGUAAUGUUCGUCUAUUAGCAGAGCAGAUCUCCUCUAUUUAUAUACACCUAAUAUAAAUACGUACAUAAGGAAUGAGUGAUACGAGAGUCGAUAAACAUUCUCUAGAGAUUAGAUAGUCCUUUAACGGAUUUAUGUGUUUGGGAAGCACCAGUGUCGUCGUCUGUAACGGUUCAGACGUUUUCAGGAUUCCCGAAAAGAAUCUCCUGCUCUGGAUGCACAUUGGAAUUUGGAUAAUUGUGUGUAAAUAGAAAGAAGAGGAAUAAUGAGACAAGAUGACGGUGUCGUUCGAUAUCUUAUUACGGUUAUACGGAGAUUAUUUAUCGUGGGGCCUAUCCCUUGUACCUGAAUUCAGACAGGCGACAAUACGGCGAAACGGGAAAUGAACGGAGGGAACGAAAUUGUCGAAUUUUACGUAAGAAAACAAAAAAAAAGAAAGAUACGUAAUUAUUUUUACUGAGACAUGUCGAUUUUAUAUACAGAUCAAUGAAAAGGGAAAAUUAUACUGAUAGAAAUGACAGUUACGGAUUUUUAAAUUUUUCCAUGAGCCUUUCAGUCUUUCAAUGCAUCUAUUAUACACGUGCACGUACAAACUUAACCUCCGUAUACGAUUUUAAGAGUUAUCGUAUAUUUAUGAAUACUUUAAACAAGCUAGUUAACAAAUGGCUUUGUUGUACAAACGGACGGCAUUAAUGUAACGAUAUACAAUUCAAGCAAAUUGUCCUCCAGGUUACAUUCGUACGGCACUAAAGUAAGGUAAAAUUGUACAUUAAAAUGAUGUAAUGACAUUUUAAAGUCUGUGUCCAUUGUUGUAUUUUAUGUAUACGUUGUAACGUAAUUGCAGUAGAGAUUAACUAGUGCCAUGUAAGUAAUACACGGAUAAUAUUUACUGUUGGCUAAUCCGUGAGUGAUAGAAAAAAAAUAAAGAAAUGUUAAACGCGUAACUUGACUAUUAACGUUCACGUAAAGUUACUAGCAUGAAUUUUUGGUCAAAGGAAAAAUAUACAUGUCCUGUUUGUAACAGACUUUGUUUGAAGUAGAUCUUAUAGCCGGAUACAUAAGAAACGAAUAAUAUUUUCCACGCAGGAGUCUAAGUUUAUGAAUCCGAGUAGGAAUUCCUGAGAUCGUACGAAUUUCACUAUCGUUUAAUAAGACCUUGAAAUUCUGCCAGAAAAUUGGCAGACAAGAGCACCAGCAGCCGGCUGACUAUGAUUUCUUGAGAGAUGAAUGUGUAUAUGUACAUACAGUAGGUCUGUACAGAAUUUUGCGGGAAGGUGAGGACCCACGUGAUAUUUUUAAACUGUUAAACUCUAUAUUUAUUAUACAAAAAAAAACAGUACAAGGCUCGAAUAAUUUCUUUACUCGUGAUAAACGAAAAUAAAAAUUUCGACAUAGAAUAAUAGGUAGCAAUCAUAAGAAGCGCUUGGUAUUGAGUUACUUUUUUUUUGAUAAUCUCUCCAAAUUCGAUAUAUAGGUAUUGCCUUGAAUAUAUUUGAAUUUCGUACUAAGCUUGAGAACUAAAAGUCAUCUUGGUGACUCAUUCGCUCCAAGUUGCGCCAAGUCUAGCUAGAUUUUAUUGAAGUAACCAAAAUCAGCCUUAUAUUUUGAAAAAUCGUCACCCACCUCAGUACGAGCUACUCAAAAGUAUAGUUUACACGAAAUUAUUGAAUGUAAUAAAAAACCUUUUUUUUUAUAGUUUCCAAAAAUAUUCCGAAAUGAAUCUCGCAGUUGAAAUCCCGAGAAAAAAAA
Molecule: messenger RNA, 7341 nt
Organism: Cephus cinctus (wheat stem sawfly)
Lineage: Eukaryota; Metazoa; Arthropoda; Insecta; Hymenoptera; Cephidae
Product: junctophilin-2
Exons: 11
Coding region: 294-3146 (950 amino acids)
Cellular component (GO): junctional membrane complex; plasma membrane; endoplasmic reticulum membrane
Source: RefSeq, a predicted model, not a curated record